This is a messenger RNA of Ictalurus punctatus (channel catfish), 2374 nucleotides long. RefSeq names its product kelch-like protein 10. Lineage: Eukaryota; Metazoa; Chordata; Actinopteri; Siluriformes; Ictaluridae. The transcript has a single exon. The coding region runs from base 86 to 1837 and encodes 583 amino acids. The record is from RefSeq and is a predicted model, not a curated record. Gene Ontology annotation, molecular function: protein binding.
UUCCAAGUUGAAAAGCUGAUCUGCAUCAACACAAUCCACAUUCAGAUGAAUGUUGUACAUUCAGUAGCUCUGACCUGCACAGAACAUGAGUAAACAGGAAGAAGAGAAGGGAAUGGACAGGAAGGUAGACGGGAUGUCCUGCAACAUCAUCAAUGAGCUGCGGUUAGAGAAGCAGCUCUGUGACGCAGUCAUCGUGGUGGACGGCGCCGAAUUCCACGUGCACAAGAUCAUCCUGUGCGGCUGCAGCCCAUACUUCAUGGCUCUCUUCACCAACGGCGGGUAUCCUCCUGAUAAGAUCAGGUACAGCAUCCCUAACGUUUCCGCAGAGAUAAUGGAGCUGAUCGUGGAGUACGCGUAUAUAAGACGUGUUAACAUCACGGAGAAAAACGUGUGUAAGCUGCUGAUCGCUGCUGAUUAUCUGUUGGUGAACAGCCUGCUGAACGACUGCUGCACGUUCCUGAAGGCUAAGCUGUGUCCCGAGAACUGCGUUAACAUCUGUCGUUUAGCUCACUCCUACUUCUGCGAGAAGUUGAAGCAGCACGCCUUCCGGUUUAUCUUGCACAACUUUGAGGAGAUGGUGCGCCUCUCUGAGGAGUUCCUGGACCUGACGGUCGAGCAGCUAAGCGAGAUCAUCGAGAAGGAUGAACUGAACGUGAAACAGGAGAGCGUGGUGUUUGAAGCCAUCUUACAGUGGAUCAAACAUGCGCCAUGGAAACGGAAAGCGCACAUAGGAGUGUUACUGCCUAAGGUGCGUCUGGGGCUAUUGACACACGAUUACCUUAUGAACAAUGUGAGCAACAACGUUUUAGUGAUGGACGACAUGACAUGUAAGCUGAUCGUCACUAGCGUUCUGAUGGGCAUCGAUGACCUCAACCCGAGCCUUCCUCUCAGCUCUGACCUCCAGAGACUCCGCCUGCCCAGCGCCGUUCUGCUGGCCAUCGGUGGCUAUGGCCACAAGAAUCUCAAUACCAUAGAAGUGUAUGAUACGCGAGCAGCGCGCUGGGUCAACGUCACAUGCACCGACGAGAGUCCACGAGCCUAUCACGGGACGGUGUAUCUGAACGGCUUCGUGUACUGCAUCGGAGGAUUCGACAGUGUGGAUUUCCUCAACAGUGUGAGAAGGUUUGACCCCAUCACCAGAACCUGGGCUCAGGUGACCCCCAUGCACUCUUGCCGGUGUGACGUGAGUGUGUGUGUGCUGGACAGUCGUAUCUAUGCGAUGGGAGGAUUUGAUGGCAUCAGACAGAUGAAGACGGUGGAGCGAUAUGAACCUGAGAAUGAUCGGUGGUGCAUGAUCGCGCCGAUGCACGAACCAAGGGGCGACUCUAGCGCUACAGUACUGAAUGGCAAAGUGUACAUAUGCGGAGGGUUUGACGGGAACGAGUCUUUGUUCACGGGGGAGUAUUACAGUCCUCAGACAGGAGAGUGGACCCUCAUCACCCCCAUGAUGAUCAGAAGGCGUGGACUGGGCGUGGUUGCGUACGGAGGAUGGGUUUACGCUGUCGGGGGAAAUGAUGGUGUUAAUCACCUAAGCAAUGUAGAGGUGUAUAAUCCUCAGACCAACGUGUGGACACAAGGUCCAGCCAUGAACAACAAGCGCAGCAACUUCGGCAUUGAGGUGCUGGACGAUCUCCUGUUCGUUGCUGGAGGACAUAACGGCACUACCAUCAUGGAUGAAGUGGAGUGUUAUGAUAAGCAGACUUCUGAAUGGCAUGCAAUCGAAAACAUGGGGAUUUCUCGCCAUGCUCUGAGCUGCUGUGUGCUGUCUGGUUUACCCAACAUGGCAGAGUACGCUGCUACCUCACACCUCCUGUCAAUGUCUGAGACGUACAAAUAAACCUCUCCCUUCAUCGGAAUCCUUUUGUUCUCAAGAAUCAAAUUAACCACUCUGAAGCAGUCAAACUACUGAAUUUGCCUUUUGUUUCCCUUCUUAUGCUGCAAGCCGUUGUACUGAAACUCGUAAAACGACAACAUCCCUCAUGGAGACGUGCGAUAGAACAGUCCUGAGAGCUCUCACACACACACGUACACAUACCUGAGCUCACAAUGACAUGGUGGCGCUCAUGUGGUCAACGCUAAACAGAAUUCCCUUCACGUUAUUUUCUAUGUGAUGAAACCGGACUUUGUUGACUUGUAGCUUUUGUGUCAUAAUUUUCGGUUCGUGACGUAAUUCCGCUGAUUUUAGCCCAAAGUCACUAACGUGAUAAAAUCACUGUAACGGAUCAUUUUUACAAGCAAAGAUGAAGACAGGGAACAACGAUUAUACAUAAUUUCUCUCUGUGCAUCACAGGAAUAAUUCAUAUAGGUCUUAUUAAUAUGUUUAUCAAACUCAAAUAUGACCUUGCUCAGAGUAUCCACCAUUAUUUCUGAGCCG